This is a messenger RNA of Asparagus officinalis (garden asparagus), 597 nucleotides long. Its product is annotated as glucan endo-1,3-beta-glucosidase 11-like. Gene Ontology annotation, biological process: carbohydrate metabolic process. Gene Ontology annotation, cellular component: plasma membrane. Lineage: Eukaryota; Viridiplantae; Streptophyta; Magnoliopsida; Asparagales; Asparagaceae. The record is from RefSeq and is a predicted model, not a curated record. Gene Ontology annotation, molecular function: hydrolase activity, hydrolyzing O-glycosyl compounds.
GCCGUCACCACCGCUCAUUCUCUCAACAUCCUCUCCGCCUCCUACCCUCCCUCCUCCGGCCAGUUCCGCAAGGACUUGAUGCCCUUCAUCACCCCCCUGCUGGGCUUUCUGAACAGGACUGGCUCCCCCUUUCUGAUCAAUGCUUACCCUUUCUUCGCCUACAAGGCGGAUCCGAAGCGGGUCUCCUUGGGUUACGUAUUGUUCGAGCCCAACUCCGGGAUUGUGGAUCCGAGCUCCGGUUUGAAGUAUGAUAACAUGCUGCAUGCUCAGGUGGGAUCGGCGAUUGCUGCCGCUGGCGAAGGGAAGGGGAUCGAGGUUCGGGUUUCAGAGACCGGGUGGCCAUCCAAAGGCGACGAGGAUGAGUUUGGGGCGACGGCAGAUAACGCGAGGAAGUACAAUGGGAAUCUGAUGAGGAUGGUGGCGGAGGGGAAGGGGACGCCGAUGAGGCCGGAUUCACCGUUGCUUGUCUACGUGUUCGCAUUGUUUAACGAGAAUUUGAAGCCCGGGCCGGGGUCGGAGAGGAAUUAUGGGCUCUUUAAUCCUGAUAUGUCGCCGGCUUAUGAUCUCGGGAUUAAGUCGGGGGCCGGGAAUUUCAGU